Molecule: messenger RNA, 4528 nt
Organism: Dunckerocampus dactyliophorus (ringed pipefish)
Lineage: Eukaryota; Metazoa; Chordata; Actinopteri; Syngnathiformes; Syngnathidae
Gene: tinagl1
Product: tubulointerstitial nephritis antigen-like 1
Exons: 12
Coding region: 120-1541 (473 amino acids)
Biological process (GO): proteolysis
Cellular component (GO): lysosome
Molecular function (GO): cysteine-type peptidase activity; peptidase inhibitor activity
Source: RefSeq, a predicted model, not a curated record
CGGAGCAGAUCCUUUUACACACACAAAGACCAAAAGACCUUUUUGCACACUCGCUGCUGUAAAGGACAACUUUCACUUUUGGAUUACGCUCAAAGGUGGAUUCUCUCACCAGUCGCACCAUGAAGCUCCUCCUGUGCAGCACCGUCGUCCUGCUCCUAGUGGCAGCAGAGGGAAGUGCGGACAGAACCUCAUUGAGAAGGACCAAGAGGGAGCUGGCCGGGCCGCUUCACACGGGCGGCAUCCGCGACCCGUUUGGGUCGUACUGCCAGAGGAGAGGAGGCUGCUGCCCGGGAAGGGACGACCUUUGCACCGUGCCUUACUUGGACACCAUCUGCUACUGCGACCUCUUCUGCAACCGCACCGUGUCCGACUGCUGCCCUGACUUCUGGGGUCACUGCCUGGGUGUGGCGCCUCCUUUCAUUGGCUCCUGUGAAAGAAACGGCAACAGGUUCUUCUCGGGGCAAACUUACAAGGAGAACUGCAAUUUGUGCACAUGCGGCACCACGGGACGCUGGGAAUGCGAGCAAAACGCCUGCCUGAUGGACAAGGACAUGAUCCAGGCGGUCAACAGAGGGAAUUAUGGGUGGAGGGCUGCUAACUACACCCAAAUGUACGGCAUGACCCUGGACGAGGGCAUCCGAUACCGACUGGGCACGCAGAGACCCUCCAGGAACAUCAUGAACAUGAAUGAGAUCCAGAUGAACAUGGAUUCCGAGGGCGACGUCCUGCCCCUCUCUUUCAACUCAGCGGACAAGUGGCCAGGAAAGAUCCAUGAGCCGCUGGACCAGGGCAACUGUGCCGCCUCCUGGGCUUUCUCUACAGCUGCCGUGGCGUCUGACAGAAUCUCCAUCCAGUCCAUGGGUCACAUGACUCCUCAGCUGUCGCCGCAGAACCUCAUUUCCUGCGACACGAGGAACCAGGGCGGCUGCGCUGGGGGGCGUGUCGACGGAGCCUGGUGGUAUCUCCGCCGCCGAGGGGUGGUGACAGAGAACUGCUAUCCAUACCAGCCGCCGCAGCACACGCCGGCAGAGGUGGGCCGCUGCAUGAUGCAGAGCCGCUCGGUGGGCCGGGGCAAGAGGCAGGCCACGCAGCACUGCCCCAACGCGCACAACUACCACAACGACAUCUACCAGUCCACGCCGCCGUACAGGCUCUCGUCCAAUGAAAAGGAGAUCAUGAAGGAGAUUAUGGAUAACGGCCCCGUGCAAGCCAUCAUGGAGGUCCACGAGGAUUUCUUCAUCUACAAGAGCGGCAUCUACAAGCACACGGACGUCAGCUUCACCAAGCCGCCGCAGUACCGCAAACACGGCACGCACUCUGUCAGGAUAAUGGGGUGGGGGGAGGAGAGGAACUUUGAUGGAACUCCCAGGAAGUACUGGAUUGCCGCCAACUCCUGGGGGAAGAACUGGGGCGAGGACGGUUACUUCCGCAUCGCCCGCGGGGACAACGAGUGCGAGAUUGAGGCGUUUGUGAUUGGCGUGUGGGGCCGCAUCACCAUGGAGGACAUGCACCACCACCACCAUCGCCGCCGCCACAUUUAGACACCAGGACAGGAACAACCUCCUCCUCCUCGUCCUCAUCCUCAUUAAUCCCACAAGGGAACCACACCAGGAGCCUCAGAACUUUGAAACAACCUCAAUAAACAGCAGGUGAGCGGCGAGGGAGGGGGGGGCGCUAAAAUCCAACCCGCUUCCCGUCUCCUCACGCCAAAAGAAAGCAAGAGAACCAUUUAAGCUCAAGCCACGUGAGGCACCUCAGGUACCAAACUGUUCCAAAGAUUCCCCACAAGUCCUCAGCUUCACCAUAAAAGGACCAAAACCCCCGUUUGAUGUUUUUCAUCCUUCCUUUUCUUUCUAAACCACAAAGAGACGUUCUCAACGGAGCAGUUUGGGGAAAAGAGGAAAUCUGACACAGGGACACACCCGGUCCUUCCCUGUAACACGGCCGUGACGUCCUUGUAUUGACUUUAGGACAAAAGUGUAGAAGAAGAAGCUGCAGGCAGUACACACUCAUUACUUCUGCCCUCUUUGUAUCCAACCUCUUAUAUACAGGACAGUGGAACCCACUUAUGUCCACAACCCCUCUACAUUGAAAACCCCUCUAUGCUGACAACCCGCUAUGUCUGCAUCCCCUGUAAACAACCACUCUAUGUCGACAACCCCCUGUGUUGACAACCCGCAAUGUAGACAACCCCCAUGUCAACGCCCCUCAAUAUUGACAACCCGCUGUCGGGAACCCCUCAAUGUUGACAACCCCUCUAUAUCGACAACCCCCUGUUGACAACACCUCGAUGUUGACAACCCCUCUGUGUUGAAAACUUUUCUGUCGCCAUCUGUAUUUACAAGGGCAUAUGUUGACAACCACUCUGUAUCGACAACCCCCUGUCGACAACCCCUCUAUGUUGAACACUUUUCUGUCUGCAACCCCUCUACGUUGACAACCCCCUAUGUCGGCAACCCCUCAAUGUCAGAAACCUUCUCUGUCGACAACCCUGUGUUGACAACCCCUCUGUGUCGACAACCCCCUAUGUCAACAAUCCCUCUGUAUUGACAACCCCCUGUUGACAACCCCUCAAUUUGACAACUCCUCUAUGUUGAAAUUUUUUCUCUAUCAACAACCCCCUAUGUCAACAGCCGCUCUAUAUUGACAACCCCUCUAUGUUGGAAAGCCCUCUUUAUUGACAAUUGAAAACUUUUCUGCGUCAGCAACCCCUCUAUGUCGACAACCCCCUAUGUAUUGACAACCCCCUGUCGACAAACCCUCUACAGUAUAUUGAAAACUUUUCUGUCGGCAACCCCUUCAUGUCGACAACCCCUCUAUGUUGACAACCCCAAUGUCGGCAACCCCUCAAUGUCAGAAACCCCUCUGUCGGCAACCCCUCAAUGUCAGAAACCCCUCUGUCGACAACCCCGUGCUGAAAACCCCUGUAUGUCAACAACCCGCUGUGUCGACAAUCCCUCUGUAUUGACAACCCCCUGUCGACAACCCCUUAAUUUGACAACCCCUCUAUGUUGACAUUUUUUCUAUAUCAACAACCCCCUAUGUCAACAGCCCCUCUAUAUUGACAACCCCUCUAUGUUGGAAAGCCCUCUAUAUCGACAAUUGAAAACUUUUCUACGUCAACAACCCCUCUAUGUCGACAACCCCCUAUGUUGACGACCCCUCUAUGUGAAACUCUCCAUGUCAACAACCCCUCUAUUUCAACAACAAACAAAAAUGCUUUAUCAUGUCUCAUUCUGCUUAUGUCUCCGGACAAAGUCACAAGUAAACGUAGCAUUGGCUCGUUUCCGUUUCCAUCGUGUCAACAACCGCUUAUGUGGAGACAAAUAGGGGCGUCGACAUAAGCGGGUUUCACUGUGAUAUCAUUGUUAGCAUAUGUAAUCUCGCUACACUCAAGAGUUUUUGCAAAAAGUCUUAAUGCUCCAUGAGAGCAGAAGAUGCUCUUUUUGUUUUGCUGUCAUGUUUUAUUUUGCUACUUGUUGGCGCAUGUACUGUAUAUACUGUAUGUCAAACUCAUCACUGCAAGGCUUCUUUCCUAUUUUUCUAUGUUUUGGGGGCGGUGCUGCUGCUGCCAAACACAACCGUGUCUACUUGUAAACAAUAUGUGGCCACCAUAGUCAUGAUUUGGCUGUCUUCUGCUCCUCAACCACUGCACACUUCACGGAGAAAAUGUGUGCAAACACGCACCCCUACUGUGUGGCCCGUGCUAUUUCUUCCCUGGCAAAUACACCACAUGGCGGCGCUGUUAUAAGUCGGCUCGACUUGAAAUUUCUCACACAGCUCUACAAAAGCUCCCACUGUAACUUGAGGGCGUUUAGUCUAAUCAGUGGCAAAUGUGGUACACACCUUGGGGACCUAGCUGGGACCUAGCUUUUACAUGCACGCUAGCUUGUCUUGCUAAGGAUUUUCAACACAACCCAUAGGGGGCACCACAACUGCCAUUUUUGUUACAACACUCCUUAUAAACAGGUUAUGAACACGCUAUAGCGCCUUGAUGAAGUGUUAGACGUAAACUGUGAACCACAGUCACCUACUGAGCAGCGUCUUCAUCUUGUCUUUUCUUUAUGUUGCAGGUUGCGGGGGGGUGGGGUUCUGUAGGUGGGGGUGUGGGGGGGGGCCCUCAAGCAGGGAUUUCCAACCUGUCACUUGAAAGUGAAGCUUACACUGUUAUUACCACUUUCCUUCAAUUACACUUGUCUGCACACUCCCACCUCAUCUUCUUCAGACAUAAAAGAGAAACGUGCAGUGGAUGCACAGGUGUGGGAUGAACACAGUGAAAUGCUGCGUUUAGUGACCUUCGUCAGCAAACGCAACAAACAUCAUGGCUGGCAGCUGCAGCACAAACCCACUCUCAAGUUGUGUAUUUUUUUGUGUGUGUUCAUUCACGCCACUUUUAUUUAUAUCAAAGAUGAGUAAAUUAAACUGUGCGUCGCUUCCGUGCAAUGUUGCGUUACCUCUCGUCUGUCGUACUGUGCACACGCAGCGUUUCUGGCACUUUUAGUGCAGCGCAAUAAAAGCUUUACACAAA